This is a messenger RNA of Lathyrus sativus (Indian pea), 660 nucleotides long. NCBI's taxonomy places the organism in Eukaryota, Viridiplantae, Streptophyta, Magnoliopsida, Fabales, Fabaceae. The record is from the annotation of a GenBank genome assembly.
AUGGCAGAGGAGUUGAUAUUGUUAGAUGAAUGGGUUAGUAUGUUUGGUAUGAGAGCAAGGAUAGCAUUGGCUGAAAAAGGGAUAAAGUAUGUGUACCAUGAAGAAGAUCUUGACAACAAGAGCCAAAGGCUUUUGCAAAUGAACCCAAUUCAUAAGAAGAUUCCAGUUCUUAUCCAUAAGGGAAAACCCAUUUGUGAGUCUAUAAAUAUCGUUGAGUAUAUUGAUGAAGUUUGGAAUGGUAGUGUUCCAUUUCUACCCUCAGAUCCUUAUCUGAAAUCUCAAGCCAGAUUUUGGGCUGAUUUUGUCAACAAGAAGGUUGGUGAUGUUUGGGGGAGGAUAUGGCCUGGAAGGAGAGAUGAGAUAGAAGUGGCAAAAAAGGAGUUGAUUGAAGGGUUAAAGGAAUUGGAGAAUGUGCUUGGAGACAAACCUUAUUUUGGCGGUGACACAUUUGGGUUUGUUGAUAUUGCUUUGAUUCCUUUCCACGGUUGGUUUUAUACUUAUGAGGAGUUAUGCAAUGUCAAAGUUGAGGCAGAGUGUGGUAAGCUGAUUGCUUGGGCAAAGAGAUGCAAACAAAGGGAGAGUGUUUCCAAAUCUGUUGCUGAUGAGAAAGAGGUGUAUGAGUAUGUUGUUAACUAUAGGAAGAGAUUUGCCUUGGAUUGA